Messenger RNA from Eriocheir sinensis (Chinese mitten crab), 3198 nucleotides. Its product is annotated as von Willebrand factor A domain-containing protein 5A-like. Lineage: Eukaryota; Metazoa; Arthropoda; Malacostraca; Decapoda; Varunidae. Bases 124 to 2616 code for a protein of 830 amino acids. The transcript has 20 exons. The record is from RefSeq and is a predicted model, not a curated record.
GUGUGUGUGUGUGUGUGUGUCACAAGGGGCGUGUGCGUUGCCAAGUGAACAUUGACUGGAAGAUAACCCGCAAAUACCUGUAUAGCUCACUCUUCAGGUUGCACACACAGAUAAACCACCAGCAUGGCCGCCACCGACACCCUACCACCGCACCUGUCCAGGUAUGGACUGAUGGGCUGCUGCGAAGGUAAGCAAGGGUCAUCGUGGUCCAUUCUGGCCCUGGAGUCGGUGAGCACAGAGGUGAGGAUCCGCGGCUUCGUGGCCCAGGUGUGCGCCAAGCUGGUGUACCUCAACAACUCCCCCGAGACUCUGCAGGUGCAAGCCGUGUACCCCGUGGACGAGGGCGCCGCUGUGUACCAGUGUGAGGUGUGCAUUGGAGGCCGAACCAUCGUCACUCACUGCAUGGAGAAGAAGAAGGCCGAGAAGGAGUUCGAGAAGGCGGUGAAGGCGGGUCAUCGGGCUGUGAUUGCGCGGGAGCAUGGCGACUCUUGCGACAUCUUCAAGCUGAACCUGGGAAACUUUCCGUCAGCGUCGCGUGCCGAGAUAACUCUCAAGAUGGUGAUGGAGCUAAAGGUGCAGACAGACGGAGGGAUCAGCUUCGUCUUGCCGACUGUGCUCAACCCGCGCUACUGUCCCCCCGAUACCCCUAUGCGGGAUAUCAGCACUCGAGCUAUCCUGGGAUUACACAUCGUCCACGUGCCGAAGCCCUACAGCAUUGACGUGAAGGCGACGGUGAGCGGCAGCCACAAGAUUGCCCGCAUCAUCUCCAGCACCGACGGCAUCAUCACCACCCUUGCCGACGAUGCCCUCUCUGCCCAGGUGGGCCAGGACGGAGGCUUCAAAUGUGACCAUGACUGGAGUUUCCUGGUCUACUACAACAACCCCUACGCACCCCACCUACUGCGGGAGACUGGCGACCGCUCAGCCACGGGCCUCAUGAAGGACGACCUCCUCAUGCUCAACUUCUUCCCGGAGGUCCCGGAAAACACUUACUCCAACAAGAACGAGGUCAUCUUUAUCAUUGAUCGCUCUGGGAGCAUGCAGGGCGACAAGAUCAAGAAUGCCAGGACAACGCUGCUCCUGUUCUUGAAGAGUCUGCCGGCCGGGUGCCUCUUCAACGUGGUCAGCUUCGGCAGCGAUUACUCUCUUCUCUUCCCUGAAGGAAGUCGCACAUACACCGAGGAGACGCUCAAGAUCGCCCUCAACCUCCAGGCCACGAUGGACGCUGACAUGGGCGGCACGGAGAUCCUGAAGCCACUCCAGAGCAUCUACUCCAAGCCUCUCAGACCUGGCUACUACCGACAGAUCAUCCUGAUCACGGACGGGGAGGUGUGGAACGUUAGUGAGGUGUGUCAGCUGGUGCGCCGCCAUGCCCACGAGACGCGGCUCUUCUCCGUCGGGGUGGGACACGGCGCGUCCACGGCCCUGGUGCGCGGGACAGCCAGGGCCGGGCGGGGGCGCUCGGAGAUGGUGGCCGAAGAAAGUCACCUGCAGCAGAAGGUGAUGGGGCUGCUGAGCUCCAUGCUGCAGGAGAGUGUGCAGGAGGUGACCAUUGCGUGUGAGGUGGAGCCACCCACGCAGGUCAAACUGGUGCCCAAGGUGCCGCCCGUCAUCUUCGGCGGCCAGCACCUCAUCCUCUACGCCCGGGUGCCAGCCACGACCCAGGUCAAGAAUGUAACAGUGCGGGGUCAACUUGGCACCAAGCCUCUGCUCAGCACGGUGGAGGGCCAGCAGGUCACCACAGUGCAUGACGAGGCCAAGUCGCUUCACCGCCUGGCAGCACGGGCCCAGCUUCUACAGUGGGAGCUGGAUGAAGAGGAUGACGUCGCUGAGGACAUGGUCUUACUGAGCACGGCCAGCGGUGUGGUGUGUCAGCGCACGGCACUUGUCGGCAUUGAUCAGGAGUCGGGGCAACCAGUCGCUCAGUCUUCCACAGUUGAAGAAAUGCAAGAGGAAUAUACCAAUGUUUUUAGAGGUGGUGGCGCUCCACGGUCAGCUAUGAUGUGUCGUACCAAGAAAUCAACAGCACCAAAGUCGGCAUUCAACAGUUUUGGCCGUGCCAGUGAGCCCCCUGCACCACCGCAACAAGGGGGACCUGCACCCUUCAGCUUUUGCUCUGCAGCGGAACCGUUCAGAGAGGCUCCAGACACUGCUGACGGAGGAGACUGUGAAGGACUGCCAGCGAACAAGUCUGCGUUGGGUGUGGAGUCGGAGUCGGUGGAGUCGGCUACUUGUGGCCGGAGUCGGAGGAGUCGCAGUCGGAGUCGGUCCCGGGAUCGCUCAGUGAUUGUAGAUUCCCCGUCCCCUUCACCUGUGGAGCAACCUUCAGGCCUCCUGGGGGUGGUCAGCCUGCAGCAGUUUGAUGGGUCAUGGACCCUGAAGGAUGCUGCAGAGCUUACUGGCAUGCCCUUUGAUGCCCUGUCUGCCAGUAACCCUGCCAAGGGCGAGGUGGCCUGGGCCACGGCCUUGGUGCUGGUGCUGUUGGAGAGAAAGUAUGGCCAUCAGAGGGAGCAGUGGGCCCUGCUGGCCACCAAAGCACAGACCUUCAUCACAGGCUGUGGGGAGCAGGUGGAGGAGCUGCUGGCCAAGGCUCGCGACACCCUCCAGGCCCAGUGAGCGGCGACGGCAGCAGCGGCAUCUUCUGUGUUGGCAGGCACCAGAGUAAUUAUCAAUUAAAAUGACACCCUACUUCUCUCCCCAGUCGUGUUACAUACUUACUAGUUGUCCAAGAUAUUGUUGUUUAACAUUCCCCCCCCCCCCCCCCCCCAAGUCACGUAUUCAGACACUUCAGUUUCCAACCGUUAGCCCGCCCUAAGGAGUCUAAAGAAAGAGGAGGGACAAUAGUGCCCCCGAGAUGGAGGAAGCGGACUACUUAUCUAAAGCAGGGGUUCUCAAAGUGUGGUCCGUGUACCCCCAGGGGUCCGUGGCACUUUGAUAAGGGGUCCGAGAAAUCUAGCGAAUUUAGCGGUAGAUGCAGUCGUCUUUUGAGAGACAUCUGGUAACACUGGUUGAAUGUCAACCACCGGCAGUGUACAUCCAGCGGCCGUCAAGAGCGUAUGUAUCACGAGUCUUCAGGUAAAAAAAGACUUAGUUAUCAGGCGGUUGCGAGGAUAAAGGUGAACAAUCCGCAGAUAGUAGCCACACACUACAUGCUGCAGAGGCAGGCUCUCGCCUCGAAAGACAUUGCCUAGACCUGCA